CGUGUCUACUCAUUUAGACCGGAGAAAAAAAUAACUAUAAUAUUGUUUUCUCCAAUUUGCAGAAGGGGAGGAAGAAGAAGAAGAUUUGUAUAAAUAACAGUUUUCUCUCAACCACUCCCAGAUCUCACAAUUUCAUUUCUUGUUUCAGAGAUUCGGAAUUCAAACCCGAACUCUUUAACAAGAACUUCGAAACCAGUUUUUGAUUUUUUUUUUUUUGUUUUCUUUUGAUUCAGUGGGGGGAGAAUUGGGUGUAUUUGAAGUUUGAUUGUGAAAAUUUUGAGUAAAAAAUGGGUGAAGUUAGGUCAAGAUGGCAAAGGUUUAGUUCAAUAGUAGGUGUUGUAACAUUUGUGAUUCUAUUAGUAUCAGCUUUUGUAUCAGCUGAAAGAAGUUUGAAAGAUGAACAACCUAAAAAGAUUGAAACUGGUGAUGAAAUUGAAUCAGAUUAUUUACUUAAAGUUGUUAAUUUCUUAUGGAAAGCUGAUGGAUCAGGUUAUCAACAUGUUUGGCCUGCAAUGAAAUUUGGUUGGCAAAUAGUAGUGGGUACAUUUGUUGGAUUCUUUGGAGCUGCAUUCGGAAGUGUAGGAGGUGUUGGUGGUGGUGGAAUUUUUGUUCCUAUGCUUACUCUUAUCAUUGGGUUCGAUGCUAAAUCCUCUACUGCAAUCUCUAAAUGUAUGAUCAUGGGUGCAGCUGGGUCAACUGUCUACUACAAUCUUAAGCUAAGGCAUCCCACACUAGAUAUGCCUGUUAUUGAUUACAACUUGGCACUUCUCGUCCAACCUAUGCUUAUGCUUGGAAUCAGUCUUGGAGUAGCUUUCAAUGUAGUUUUUGCUGACUGGAUGGUUACAGUCCUCCUAAUUAUUCUUUUCAUAGGUACAUCCACCAAGGCAUUUCUUAAGGGUGUGGAAACAUGGAAAAAGGAAACCAUACUAAAGAAGGAGGCUGUUAAGCGCUUGGAAUCAAAUGGCAAUGGCAACGAUUCAGUUGAAUACAAGCCUCUACCAAGUGGCCCAAAUGGCACUGAAAAGCAGUCAAAUGAAUCUGGAGAUGCAGAGGUCCCUAUUCUUCAGAAUGUCCAAUGGGAGGAACUUGGCCUUCUAUGCUUUGUCUGGGUUUCAUUCCUUGCUAUUCAGAUUAUUAAGAAUAAUACAGCAAAUUGUUCCAUGGCAUACUGGGGUUUGAACUUUUUGCAGAUUCCUGUUUCUGUUGGAGUGACUGCAUACGAGGCAGUUUGCCUUUACAAGGGGACUAAAAAGAUUGCCUCUAAGGGAGAUGAUGGCUCAAACCUUAAAGUGAGUCAGCUAAUUAUGUACUGUUCAUUCGGCGUACUAGCUGGAAUGGUUGGUGGACUGCUAGGUCUUGGUGGAGGAUUUAUCUUAGGUCCUCUAUUUCUGGAGCUUGGUAUCCCUCCUCAGGUUUCAAGUGCCACAGCCACUUUUGCCAUGACAUUCUCCUCCUCCAUGUCUGUUGUAGAAUAUUACCUUCUUAACCGUUUCCCAGUCCCUUAUGCUGCAUACUUUGUAGCCGUUGCUACUAUUGCUGCCCUUGUUGGGCAACAUGUAGUAAGAAGGAUGAUCAUUAUUUUAGGAAGAGCAUCUCUCAUUAUCUUCAUUCUUGCCUUCACGAUUUUUGUGAGCGCAAUCUCACUAGGUGGAGUUGGAAUAGUAAACAUGAUUGGAAAGAUUCAACGACAUGAAUACAUGGGAUUCGAUAACUUGUGCAAAGCUGGUUAGAAUAGAAGUCCAUUCGUUCUACAAUUCUCUCUUUCUCCACUGUAAUUCAAUCUCAUUUAUGUUCAUUGGAAAGUGUUUUAAAAAUAUAGCGCCAUCAAAGCUUGGGCUUAUGCUUUUGUAUCAAUUUUGUGAUCUCUAUGAAAACAGUGAAUUCUUAAUUUAUUAAUUAUCUCUUUCUCAAACA
This is a messenger RNA of Papaver somniferum (opium poppy), 1914 nucleotides long. RefSeq names its product sulfite exporter TauE/SafE family protein 3-like. Lineage: Eukaryota; Viridiplantae; Streptophyta; Magnoliopsida; Ranunculales; Papaveraceae. The transcript has 12 exons. The coding region runs from base 288 to 1730 and encodes 480 amino acids. Gene Ontology annotation, biological process: protein ubiquitination. Gene Ontology annotation, cellular component: Cul4A-RING E3 ubiquitin ligase complex; membrane. The record is from RefSeq and is a predicted model, not a curated record.